AUGUCAUAUGCAAAUCAGUCUCAGUCCAACAACACUGUUGGACUGCAGUAUAUGGGGUUCCUGGAAUUAGUGUUGUUUUCCACUAUGACUUCAAUGCCAUGCUGUGUGUUUCUCUUAAUUAAUGGGACUAUGUUAUUCACCUUAAGGAGUAAAAUAGUGUUUCGUGAGACCUCUCGUUACAUUCUUCUGUUUAACCUCCUUUUUGCAGACACUGUACAGAUGACACUCGGUCAGUUACUUUUUAUACUGAAUGCUUUUAGAAUAAGGCUGACAUAUCCUGUAUGUGGUGUUUUUACCAUGCUUGCUUACUUCACAAAUGCAAUCCCCCCUCUCACGCUGGUGGUGAUGUCUCUGGAGAGAUAUGUGGCUGUGUGCUACCCACUGAGACACUCUACAAUCGUUACCAUCAGAAAGACAACAGUGGCUAUCAUUAUGGUUUGGGGCUUUAGUUCACUAAAUAUCCUCACACAUGUUAUUUUAUUGUUAGAUUUUAAAUUUGAAGACCUGGAGAGCCUGACGAUGAAAGAUAACUGUGCCAGAGAAAACAUGCGUCUUGGCUCAAUGUCUGAUCUUUAUGAUAAAUUGUAUGUUUAUUUUCUGUUUGUUUCAGCUGGUGUGGCAAUUCUUUGCUCCUAUAUUGGUGUGUCGAUAGCAGCUAGGUCGGCCUCCACAGACAAAGCUUCAGCUCGUAAGGGUCGUAACACGCUGCUGCUGCAUAUGGUGCAGCUGGGCCUCAGUCUCUCCUCAACCAUACACAACCCAUUGCAUCUAGCGCUCUCAAAGGUCCUAGACAAGAAAAUAUUUGUGCGCAUCCAAAUUGUCCUUUAUGUGUGUGUUAUUAUCUUUCCAUCAUGUCUGAGUUCUCUCAUCUAUGGAAUUAGAGACCAGACCAUUAGACCCAUCCUGAUAUACAAUCUUUGCUGUCAGUGGAAAUGCGCACUUUCCCUCUCAGUCGUCCCAGUCAAGGCAAAAAGCAGCAUGCAUAUCACUUCAUAG
Molecule: messenger RNA, 996 nt
Organism: Sander lucioperca (pikeperch)
Lineage: Eukaryota; Metazoa; Chordata; Actinopteri; Perciformes; Percidae
Product: odorant receptor 131-2-like
Exons: 1
Coding region: 1-996 (331 amino acids)
Biological process (GO): G protein-coupled receptor signaling pathway
Cellular component (GO): membrane
Molecular function (GO): G protein-coupled receptor activity
Source: RefSeq, a predicted model, not a curated record